AUGCGUGAAGAUGCUGCCUGCCAUCGUGAGAUGCUCGAGUGGGCGAGGCGCUGCUUCCCCAUCCGGUUAGGCCCAGGCUCGCAGUCCUCACCUUCUCCUACGUGCUGGUGCGCGGGCCUGGGUCAGGUACUCGAACGAAAGCUGUUUUAGCGACCAUGCCGCGCCGUGAAUGCACACCAGCUCCAAGGGGGACGCCGCGCUGCUCCGGCCAGCACCACCGGCCCUCUUCCUUCUGCUCCCACUCCCCCAUCGCCUGCACUCUGGUCGCCGUUGCUUUGCAUCCCCUGCUCGACGAUAACUCGCCCUGAGGACACCGCGCACUCACGCCCACGGUUGACCUGCAAGCGUACCAGCCAACCGCCAACCCCAGAACAGGCUGACUGCAAGGACUGGCCACGCCCGCCACCAACCCUCUUCCCAUCACUGCCGUCUGCACCCAUCACCGCCAUCACCGCCAUCACCGCAUCGCGGCUCCACGUCGCCGGCCACUUUGCGAAAAUGUCGUCCAAGCCAACAAAGACGCUGACUGCUGUCCUCAAGCUGUCGCCCAAGACACUUGCCCAGUUCCCCCACGAGGCCACCCCACAGCCGUCGCCGGCAUCAAAACCCGCCUCGACCCCAGAAGCCUCACCUGCACCCCAGAUGGCCGACUCAGCUGUUGCCGACACGCCCGCCGACACACCCGCCGCCAUGAACGGAGCGAGCACGCCGUCGUCGCUCGCACCGCCAGGCUCUGCGCCCGGCAGCAAGCGCAAGGGGGCCGCUCCGAAAGCAGGCACAAAGCGCAGCGCUGCUGCCCUCGACGGCCCUAGCACGCCCAGAGCUCGCGGCAAGCCCGGCCCAAAGAAGCGCAAGCUCGCCGACAUAGUCAACGAUCCUAACAGCAAAACUGCCUCCGCCACACCAAACCCUCUCCAAAAACUCGGUCCCAAGGCAAACCAGGGCGCCAUCAAUGCCGGCCUGCGUGCCCUUGACCGAACUGGCAAAUUCAAGGCUCGCAAGUGGGAAAAGAAGGGGUUCAAGCUUCGCAGCUUCACUGGCGUCGUCUGGGGUGUACCCUCUUGGAAGGCACCCAGCCGUAGCUCGGGCUUCGCAGACGACGUCAAGAGCGACUCGACUGGCUCCAGCGACACCAAGAUCAAGGACGAGAGCAGUGCCGUCAGUGAGAAGAGCGGUCUCAAUGGAGACGCCGCGACGCCGCAGCCACCGAUCAUGGAGGCUCUCAACAGUUCACCAGCCCCUAUGCCUGUUGUCUAGUACGCAGCUCCUGCCUACUUCUCUUCUGACACUUGUACCAUUUUGCAUAUUUUCUAGCAUUUUCGGCGUUCAGAAAGCGCAUUGCGGGUAUACCAAACGGGGUUCUUUGCAAAGGCGUUUGGAUAUGGCACAAGGGGAGACACGCUUGUUCAUGCCGCGCGUGACGUGCUCAAACCCGGGUCGGGCGUCCUGGGCAUAGCUUGCAUCCAUUGUGCAUUUAUUGGGAAGAAUGAUGAGCUUUCGUAGUAAUAUUGAGAUAAAGAUUAAUUCUGUUGUUGCGCAAAUAGACCUUCGUCCUAG
Messenger RNA from Boeremia exigua, 1557 nucleotides. Its product is annotated as INO80 complex, subunit Ies4. Gene Ontology annotation, biological process: chromatin remodeling. The record is from RefSeq and is a predicted model, not a curated record. The transcript has 2 exons. NCBI's taxonomy places the organism in Eukaryota, Fungi, Ascomycota, Dothideomycetes, Pleosporales, Didymellaceae. Gene Ontology annotation, cellular component: Ino80 complex. The coding region runs from base 499 to 1257 and encodes 252 amino acids.